UGAUAUGUUUAGUAGUUUCCUUGUCUUUGAUUGCGUUGUUUCAUACAAGCUCUGGCGCUGUUGGAUUUUCUGGAUCUUUCAUUCUGGAUGUGUUUUCUGUGGCUCUAUUUCUCUUAAUUUUUUCUUUUUUCUGGAUAAACCAUGGAAGCUUCAACUUUUUAUGUGUUUUGUUUUAAUUUUGACAAUCGGAAAUGUGGUAUUUGGCUGUUUGUAUGAUAAUUCUAUUAUAUCAGAACACAAUUUGAAAUGAAGUGAAGGCUUAAUUCUUCUGGGCUGUGCCUCGUAGUGGUUUUAUCAGAAAUUCUUUAAAAUGUUGGGCCUCGAGGUUGUUUCAUAUCUCUACUAUUAGAGUUUUCCCAUUUUAUGCCUGGGAAAAGUAGGGUUGGAUCCACGCGGCUCUAGUUGAUGAAUUUUCAUCAUUAGGAGCUGUAUCAGGCAAUCAAUCACUUUCAUCAGCCUUUUUCCGGCGGAAAAUAGUCCGAACAACACACAUUAACACAGUGGAGUUACUUCGGGCUUUGAUGGUUUGAUUUGGUUAUCGAACAAGAUGUGUUCUUAUAUGUCUAGCAUUAGACUACCAACUAGGACGUAAAUUCUGUGUCUUUUUCGUGUGAGUACAUUUUGAACUGGCAGUCUGUGGGAGGCCUCCUCCCGUUUCCUAUCUCCAUCUUUAUUAUAUGCGGCAUUUAGGACUCUAUCUAUCUCGAGCUCAGCAAAUUCCGGUCCGUUUGGGCUAUUUCAGGGAAGCUAGAAUAGGGUUUGGUAUUACAGAGUGAUCAUUUGCAAUUCUGUUUAUUUUCACUUCUGGAUGGAGUCUAAAGCAUUGAUCAGGGGGGAGAAAGGGAGAAGUGGUGUCUGCAUUCGACUGGUGAUUCUGAGGAAUACUGAUCUUGUUUCUGGAGUUCAUAUCUGAUAAAUGAUAAUGUGUCUGCUUGCAUAUCAGGAAUUUUAGUGGACAGAAAAUAACUGGAGUUGCUUGAUCGAUCCAUGGCCUAUGAACAGUGCUUUGCGCAAGGAUGGAAACACGUCUCUGGUACAGGGGGAACAGAUCGAGAAACCAACAAGGGUUGCUUUGAUUGUAACAUCUGCUUAGACUUUGCCCAUGAGCCAGUGGUUACUCUCUGCGGUCACUUAUACUGCUGGCCUUGCAUCUAUAAGUGGCUUCAUGUCAAGAGCGUCUCUCUUGCCAUUGAUGAGCAGCCGCAAUGCCCAGUUUGCAAGGCUGAUAUUUCCCACACCACAAUGGUUCCUCUCUAUGGUCGUGGCCAAAUGGCCGAGGAAGUCGGGCCUGAAGCCAAAGCUAUGCACCAAGAUAACGUUGAUAUACCUCCUAGACCUUCAGCCUGUGGUAACCAGAUACUUGCUACCCUCAGCACACACCAGCAGCAGCUUCGAUAUCGAAAUCCUUACCAGCGACCAAAUCAUGACCCCCUUCUUUUUGGCAAUUAUGAAGAAGAUUCGCCAGCUCCUUCGCUAAACCUCGGUAGAACAUCGUUCAGUGGUUUUCACCAUCCGGUGGUAGGAAUGAUUGGCGAUUUCAUGUAUGCAAGGGUCUUUGGGAACUCAGACAAUUUAUACUCUUACCAAAACUCUUAUCAUCUAACAGGGAGCCGUAGGAACCGGUUGAGAAGACAGGAAAUGCAGGCAGAGAAGUCAUUGAACAGAAUCUCCAUUUUCCUCUUCUGCUGUGUAAUUCUGUGCGUUCUUGUCUUCUAAAGAGAUUCUGUUCCUGGAAACUCCCCCAUUUGCAAGACAAGAAAAAAAGGAAGAAGAAGAAGAAAGAUACUAAUAAAGUACAUCAUUGUCUUUGUAUUCUGUGUAAAGGUUUUUUGAGGUAAGCUCAUGGACAACUAUAUGUUUAUAUACAAUUUCCCCCCUACUUCUGGGUUAUAUAAGUACUUUACAUACAUAAUCAUAUAUGUACAUGUUCAUUAUAUAAAAUAUAUAGCAUUAAAGAUUGAACUAA
Messenger RNA from Cucurbita pepo subsp. pepo (vegetable marrow), 1966 nucleotides. Lineage: Eukaryota; Viridiplantae; Streptophyta; Magnoliopsida; Cucurbitales; Cucurbitaceae. The record is from RefSeq and is a predicted model, not a curated record.